UAAAGAACGAAAAAGUAGUAGAGGAAAAUUUAAAAAGAAAAUUGAACUAAUUAAAUUUACGAUGGAAGGAUCGAGUUUCUAUUUGAAUUUCAUUUCUAAUUUAACCACGUUUCGAUGCCGAUAUUGCUAAGGUAUAGUAGCUACGUUCACGGUGAUACUUCUUAAAAGACGCAUGCGUACUUAGAACUUUAAAAAAGGCCUGAGUUUCACCUCUAUAAGAAUGUAUAAGAAUUUCCUUGAUACGAUCACGUGUCGUCCGCAUGUAACAUGGACGUAUUUUUUAACAGUUGGUCACAGAAGCAUUCAGCCACCCUAAGUAUUAAGCAAAUCUCAAGCAAAAUUACAAGUCGAGAAGGUAAAGUUUAGUUUGGUACCUAUUCUAAACAAGUUCUUAUUAAGAUACUUUACAAUAAAGUGUAACGAUUUGUAAACGAACACGAGGUUGUGACUCACGUGAGUAUCGAGUUGCCUAUUGCUAGGGGGCAACUAAAUUAAAAAUAUCAAGAGGAAUAUAGUAGGUAAACACGGUUUAAUUCCAACUUAGUUUAUUCUUAUCGAGUAUUUAUUAUUACCAAAUAUAUCUACAGGCCUCUUGUUUAAAUCAUACGACGUAAAAUAAAAACAUAAACAGCCCUUUAUUCGAUACCAGACAAAUAUAAAUUGCUAAAUGAAUUAUAGAAAUAAAUAUUUCAUAACGAAUAGAUAAAUCUUUGUUUGAUCAACCGAAUAGAGUUGAGUUCUCUUCGCCAUACGAAUUUCAUGGGAGGUAUCGCGAUUGCGUGUGAAAAUGAUGAAAUCGUGCGUCAUACGAGUUCACGUAAAACCAAGUAACGCGAACUACUCAGAACUACUUAAUAAGCGUAAGAAUUUUAUUUUAAUUGCUCGUUGAGAGCCAUUGGCAGCACCAGUCUUCGAGGCGUUAUCUAGUAAAGCUUGCGUCAGACCCGGUUAGAUGUUGCAAGGAUUUUUUCUCGUAACCUAUCAAGAAUCGAUUGCUGUUCGCAGCGAUCGAGCGAUAAUUCGAGUAAAUCUAGAAUAGACGCAGGGGAUCAAUUACUUUUAAUCACUCUUGGAGUUGGUUAAAGAGGCUUGUUUCAAUGCCCGGAUUAUCACAGAUCAGUGUCAGCUUAAUCGUAUCAUAAUAAACAUCGAGUAAGAUCGAAGAAAAAUUCAAACAGAGAUCUAGAAAAAUGGUGGCUAUAAAUAGAAACGGAAACAAGAAACGAAGCAUGCACUUUCCCAUCUCGAAUUGGGCCGUUGAUGCCCGAUGACGAAAUCUAGGAAAUGAAGAAGCGAUAAAGAUUUAAAUUAGUUUCCGAGAUCGAGCGGCAAAGCCUGGCCAUUGGCGGACGGAGGACCGAUAGCGCCAUCUAUGUGCAUCUUCUAAAUUUAAUUAAACACGGAGUGGGGUGGCGAGAAGCACCCGUGUCCGUUGGUGGGGGGUUCGUACAGAAGGCACACGUAAAGGUCACCUUCAGACCGAAGGUUUCGGUUCAGUUAGGCACAGUCAGGCACAAGACGUGGAAGCGGUAUCUGACACUUGCUCAGAUAACCGCGAGUUCUUGAUUGAAUUUAAUAUCGAGAGGAUCGUCCACGCUCCAAUUCGCCGUCGCAACAGGAUAUAUUUUCGUUAGGUGCAUAAGGAGUACGGUCUCAAGAUGGAGGAAGAUCUAGGAGCACAGAGAUUUAUAAAGCCUGGUAGUCAUAAAGGCAAAGGGCUUGCAGUCUUUACUAGUGGAGGAGAUUCUCAAGGAAUGAAUGCCGCUGUCCGAGCAGUUGUUAGAAUGGGUAUUUACUUAGGAUGCAAAGUUUUCUUCAUUAAAGAGGGCUACCAGGGUAUGGUCGAUGGCGGAAAUAAUAUUGUAGAGGCAACGUGGUCCUCUGUAUCUUGCAUCAUUCAUAGGGGUGGCACGGUAAUAGGUUCUGCUCGAUGCCUAGAGUUCAGAGAACGCGCUGGUCGUAGGAAAGCAGCUAAAAAUUUAGUAACUCGUGGAAUAACAAAUUUAGUCGUAAUCGGUGGCGACGGUUCCCUUACCGGCGCCAAUCUUUUCAAAGAAGAAUGGGCUGACUUGUUAAAGGAAUUAGCACAGGCUGGUGAAAUAACUAUGGAGCAAGCGGAUAAAUUUGCUCAUUUGCAUAUUGUCGGAAUGGUGGGAUCGAUUGACAAUGAUUUUUGCGGAACCGACAUGACCAUUGGUACCGAUUCUGCGUUGCACCGUAUUAUCGAAAGCAUCGAUGCAAUCGUUAGUACCGCGUAUUCUCAUCAAAGAACAUUUAUUAUGGAAGUUAUGGGUCGUCAUUGCGGUUACCUGGCUCUAGUGGCAGCCAUAUGUUGCGAAGCUGAUUUUGUGUUCAUCCCAGAGUGGCCACCUGAACAGGAUUGGCCAAGCAAGCUGUGCAAAAAAUUGCUGCAGGAACGUCUUACUGGACAGCGGCUUAAUAUUAUUAUCGUAGCGGAGGGAGCCGUAGACAGGAAUGGCGAACCAAUCACUGCCGAAAAAGUUCAUAAAGUCGUUGUCGAUAAACUGCAGCAAGACACCAGAAUUACCGUUCUUGGUCACGUUCAACGAGGUGGUAAUCCAUCUGCUUUCGACAGAGUUCUGGGGUGCCGAAUGGGUGCAGAAGCCGUGAUGGCUUUGAUGGAAGCGACACCGGAAACUGAAGCUUGCGUCGUUACAUUGGACGGAAAUCAAGCUGUCAGGUUACCGCUCAUGGAGUGUGUCCGUCGUACGAAAGCAGUGGCACAAGCUAUGUCCGAUAAAAAUUGGGAACUCGCCGUUCAACUUCGUGGAAAAGGAUUCGCUCGAAAUCUGGAGACGUAUAAAAUGUUGACUCGUCUAAAAGCACCUGUAGAUCACGAUCCGCACAAGGAAAGUAAUGGCCCUACAUUAACAAAGCAAUUCACUCUAUGUGGACAAGAUCACUAUACAUUGGGUGUAAUGCACAUAGGAUCGCCUUCAUGUGGUAUGAAUGCAGCGGUGCGCUCCUUCGUUAGAAAUUGUAUCUAUCGCGGUGACAAGGUAUACGGGAUUUGCGAUGGAAUAUUAGGGCUCAUGGCUGGGAAGUUCAAAUUAAUGGAUUGGCCGUCUGUUACCGGGUGGGUAGCUCAAGGUGGUGCUUAUUUGGGAACGAAACGUACACCACCUAAAGAUGAGCAGCUACCAGCGAUUGCUCAGAAGCUCAAGGAGUUUGGAAUUCAAGCUUUGCUUAUCAUAGGAGGAUUCGAGGGCUACCAAACGGGUCUUACCUUCUACAAUGCCAGAGACAAAUUCGACGAAUUUAAAAUUCCCAUUGCCAUGAUUCCAGCGACUAUCAGCAACAAUGUUCCGGGAACGGAAUUUUCGUUAGGCUGUGACACCGCUUUGAACGAAAUUACGGAGAUCUGUGAUCGAAUCCGUCAGUCGGCGCAGGGUACGAAACGUCGAGUAUUUAUUAUCGAAACUAUGGGUGGAUACUGCGGUUAUUUAGCUACAGUAGCCGGAUUAGCCGGCGGAGCCGACGCGGCGUAUAUUUUCGAAGAGAAGUUCAAUAUCAAAGAUUUGAAUCAGGAUGUAAUCGCGAUGGCGGCUAAGAUGUCCGAAGGUGUACAAAGAGGUCUCAUUCUAAGAAACGAAAACGCUAAUUUGAAUUACAAUACAGAUUUUAUGCAGAGACUCUUCAGCGAAGAAGGGAAGGGUCUGUUCAGUUGUAGGAUGAACAUUAUCGGUCAUAUGCAACAAGGUGGUUCGCCAACUCCGUUCGACCGUAACUUGGGUACAAAAAUGGGUUCUAAAGCGGUCGAAUGGUUCACCGAACAGUUAAAGAAAUGUACUGACGCGGACGGUAAAACGGUAACUUCGGAACCCAACACUGCAGUUAUGAUCGGUAUAGUGCGAAGACAGUAUAGAUUUACACCCUUCGUAGAACUUAUUGACGUCACUAAUUUUGAGCAUCGCAUUCCAACGUACCAGUGGUGGAUGAAACUCCGACCAUUACUCAAAGUUUUAGCAAAACACGAGUCCACGUACGAGGAAGAGGGACUUUACAUAACCGUCGAAGAAAUGGAUCUCGACAAUGAUCCGCCUCUCGUUUAAACUACAAAUCGCAUAUCACGGUAUGUGGUGUGACGUAAUAUUCCGUAAACUGUACAUUGUUUAUUGGUGAAAAAGUAGAUUUCAUUGAAGAGUAUUACAGUAUUGUAUGGCAUUAUGAUAAUCCUGUUCCGUUGUUAUUUACAAGUCGAGAGAUCAAAUUUUAAACUUAAAUUUGCGGAAUCUAAUGUUCCGCAGGAUUUAAUGUAAGUUAAGUAUUUUAUCGACAGUUGCAAAAUCGCAAUGUGUACGCGCACCCUCCCGUCUGUAUGUUUAAUUAUUUAUUAACAAAACGCGCGCCGAGAACUUUAAAUGUGAAUAAUCUAAAUAAAUAGCAAAUUAUUGCACAUCAUUGCCAUAAUCAAAGAUACGAAUUAAUGUUUUGUUUCGAACAUAUCGAGGUUUGCGGAUGUGUGUGCGUGUAUGUUGAAUCGUGGUUGAAACUCAGGUGAGAAGUAGGUACAAAGACAGUACCUGAAAUGCGGAGGUAAGCUAUACCUUCAUAGUUUAAGAAAAUAAAAACGAGUUAGGAAAUCUAGACGUGGCAUUUUUCAUUGAUAAUGAUGAAAGAUUAUAUUGUUGUAACGGACAGUGUUAAAUAUUUAUUGUCAUUGAUCAUGUCUCGAAAUUAAGGGAAAUGAAGUUAUAAAAUUAAUAUAGUACAUAAUCUUCAAAUGGUACAAUACAAUUAAAAAGAAAGAAAAAAGAAAAAAAUAGUCACAAAACGUAACCACAGUUGAAUGUGACGAUAAAGAUAAAGACAACUGAUGACGACAACUGAUUCCAGUUUUAAUGUGUACCGAAUAUUAACGAUUACUCUUAACAUCACUCGACAUCACGUUUGUUACACUCAUCUACAUAGAAUGUUGACAUCGGUCAGAGUAAUUUCAUGUUGCAAUCGUGCGAAUGACAUUUGUUCACAUAACUUUGACAGAGUUGGAUUAGGAUAACAAAUGCUUUUAGAACGCAUCGUGCUACUCGUCGUUAAACUUUCAGUUGCAUCCAUGAAUCAAGCGAGUCGAAUUAACAGGUUUCAUGGGGCGCGAAUUCACGCUACAUAAAAUUAAACUUAACGUGGCAUUUUUCCUUUGAUGAGAACUUUUACCCUUUGGUUUAGCUUUACCGAUAGCUAUGAAAAGCUAUUUGAAGAAUAUACUUGUCUACCUCAAAACAUAAUUUGCAACGUCGGUCGACACUUAAGGCAAACCAAAAACCUGAGUCGUACUGGUUGCGUGUAACGUUAAAAGAUGUUGCUAAGGUUUAAGGCUUGUGACCACAAGAGUAUUUAGAUUUAAUUCGUGUUAUUAUUGUACUCGUGUAUUUCACAUAUAUAUUUAUCUCGGCGAUGUCCGUACGAAUAUUAAAACUUCGUAAUUGUUUCCUGAGUGUAUUAUAGAUUUUACAAUUUCUAAAGAAAUUCUAGAACCAAGCUCACGACGUUUAUAGUACUAACGUGACCUUUUACGAAUUCAUUCGUGUUCGUGAACUUACCUAAUAUCAUCGAUAAGAGAUAAUUGUUGAUAGAAAUUUGCCGAUUUUAAAACACACGGAAACAUUUUCUAACGACUAACAAUGGAUGUAUACGUUUCGUGUACAAUUGAGCCGAGUGUCGAUUAACAAUAAACACGCGAGAACUUGUAUUACGAAAGUUCCAUAACUAAUGAUAGUCGAUAAAAAUGUUUAUUUAAAGCGAGAAGUCAACUUUUUCCAGGUACAUUCGAGACCAUUGCACUUAAAAUAUAGUAAUAUAUAACUUGUCAUUGAAUCCAAAACUAGGUUAACGAAAAAAAGAAAAUGUACACGUAUUUAAAGACAGAUUGCGCAAAUUGCUUGUUUAAAGUUGUUGCUACAGAUGCGAAUGUUUAGAAAAAUAUAAAGACAGUAGAUGUUGAGAAACGUAUACAUAAGCGAAGGCUAUUGUAAUGAAAUCUUUAAGCAUUCGCGAAAAUAUCAUCGAAGGAACUAUAAAACUUCCGAAGGUCAUCUUUCCGCAUCGUCGACUGUGAAAACAGAAACUUAUUCUGGCCUAAUUACGCAAUGACGAUGAAUGAAACUUGAAUUGUACUUAAACCGAAUCUGUUAAAGUGGAGGUCGAUGGUGAACUCGCAGACCAUCUGAUUAAAUCUCUACUUGAAAAAUUGAACGAAAUCGUAAUACGAAACGUAGGUAAAAAUAACGAUGUUGAAAUAAAGAGUGACUGUUACGUGUGUCAUUCGUUAACUAAUAAAUAAUAAAGCUAGAGUAUAUACAAUGUAUUUUGCGCACCUCCGCGUGUAAAUUUGAACUUUUGUCGUAUGUCAUGUUCACCUAAACAUCGAGUGCUCCAUCACUUAAUCACGUUGAUGCAAUGAGCAACAUUGUACAAAACUACACAGGCGUUAAUAUCAUAUACCUUUAACGGUUAAACCAAUAGCGUAAUAAAGAUAUAAAAGUUGAAAGAAUAUAUAUUAUUUUUGCGAUUACAGAUGUAUAUUUUCGAAUCAUUGUUGAUCAAUGAAUUUACAGUUUAUCUCUGGCAGAAUAAGUAGCAUACAGAAAUUAUUUUCUCCCGACAUCGAAUUGUUGAAUAUGUAUAUUUUCACUUUACUGUCGCGUAUUAUAUUAUAUUUACUCGUCGAUAGUUCAACAUUUCACGGAAUUAAUAGUGACGAUUGCACAAUUUUAGAAACAAAUGCAUAAAUGCGUAUUAGUAUAUCGUGAUCACUAAAAAAUGUACCUAACACUCUCAAUAAAGUGUAUCUUAUAAAACGUU
Hylaeus anthracinus is the source of this 6822-nucleotide messenger RNA. It is a transcript of the gene Pfk, whose product is annotated as ATP-dependent 6-phosphofructokinase. The transcript has 18 exons. Lineage: Eukaryota; Metazoa; Arthropoda; Insecta; Hymenoptera; Colletidae. The record is from RefSeq and is a predicted model, not a curated record. The coding region runs from base 1659 to 4073 and encodes 804 amino acids. Gene Ontology annotation, molecular function: 6-phosphofructokinase activity; monosaccharide binding; fructose-6-phosphate binding. Gene Ontology annotation, cellular component: cytoplasm; 6-phosphofructokinase complex. Gene Ontology annotation, biological process: canonical glycolysis; fructose 1,6-bisphosphate metabolic process; fructose 6-phosphate metabolic process.